Messenger RNA from Salvia miltiorrhiza (redroot sage), 3893 nucleotides. RefSeq lists its product as uncharacterized. Bases 509 to 3313 code for a protein of 934 amino acids. NCBI's taxonomy places the organism in Eukaryota, Viridiplantae, Streptophyta, Magnoliopsida, Lamiales, Lamiaceae. The transcript has 8 exons. The record is from RefSeq and is a predicted model, not a curated record. Gene Ontology annotation, molecular function: phosphoprotein phosphatase activity.
GGGGGGUUAGUUUUGUUUUUAAAAAGUUACCCUUUCUUUUCUGCGUACCUUCCUUCCUCUCCUCUCCUCCCUUUCCCUCUCUUCCCUUUUCUCUUCUGCCUCACACAGCCAUUGCCAAAGGGCGACUCAGGAAACCUCCGCCCCUCACCAUCGCCUUCUACUUCUUCUCCGCCCGCUGCUUCAGCCAUAAACAAUUGCCACCGCCCGUUCAAUUUGCCGCCGAUUUUCCCUUUCAGCUCUGCAUAUGUGGCCUUGUUAUUGGAUUCUACGAAUUACUUAUGGCAUCCAUUGUUGAUUGUCAAGAAACGUAUGUAUCUGGAUAAAUAAUGCGUGUUUCAUCGAUAUAGUGGUUUACGGUUACUGGUUUUAUUGUGACUCGAAAACCAAACUUAGUAAGUUUUCUUGUAGAUAUGAUUGACACAAGCGCAACGAGAUUACGAGGUGUCCUGUGAUAUCUCAACAAAGAAUGUUCAGGAGGCAAAUUUGACUGCUUGAUAAAAAUUGGAAUAUGGAUACACUUUCAACAGAAAUUCUCUGUGGUGAGAAAGCUAACGGGAGAAAAAAUAAGACCCGAAAGAGCAAGAAGGCAAGAGUUAAAGAUGAAGGCCGGAGCUUGGACCAGAAUAACAUAGAUACUCAAUUAAUAAAGCACAGUACUGAAGGAAAUGUGUUUGUGGACAAGCUGAUUAAAGAUGAAGUCCAAAGUGCGGGUCAAACUAAAAUAGUUACAAGGUCAAUGAAAAAACUUGCUGAAAGAAAUGCAACUAUUGAGAAGCCAAAAGAUAAAGAUGAGCACGAAUUCUUCUGCCAAAGGAGAGCAGACACAGGGUCAUCAGCAAACCUCUCUGAAGUAAGUGUGGCUACUGAGAAUCCAGUAUUACUUGAUGAGUACCAGAGUAAUAUUGAUACAGGACCAACAAAAAGUAUUGCUGAAGGAACUGUUACUGGGAAAAGGACAGAGAAACGAAAAAGAACUGCGAGGGGAGAAAUUGAUUCUGCCCAAUGUAAACCAAACUGUAGAAAUCUUGCUGAAGAAAAUCUGACCACCAAGAAAUCAAAGAUUAAAGACGAAGUCCAAAAAACUGGCCCGACUGAAAUGGAUAUUGGGAAUCUGAAACUUCAAGAUGAAACUCAAAGCAUGUGCCACACUGACUUGGACAAUGCGCAAGCACAAAGUGUCGUCACAAAGAGAAAAACAAAGAAGAAGGCAAAUGUGACCAACGAGAAGCCAAUUGUUAAAGAUGAACUCCGGACCUUGGGUCAGAUUCAAAUGCAUACAGGGUCAACAGAAAAUCUUGCUGAUGGAAAGGUUACUACUAAGAAUCCAAAAACUCUAGAUGAAGCUCAAAGUAUGAACAAAUGGCAGCCGGCAGAAAAUCUUGCUCAAGGAGAUGUAGCUCAAAAAAGAAUAAAGAAGAGGAAAAACAAGAAGAAGGCAAUAGUUAUUGAUGAAUUCCACAGUGAAAUGGAUACAAGACCAGAAAAUUUAGCUGAACGAGUUGCAACUCUCAAUAAGCCAGAGAUUAAAGAUGCAGAGCGAAGCGUGGGCUUGGCUCAAAUGGAUGUAGGGUCAACAGAAAAUGUUUCUGAAGGGAAUGUGAUUAUUGAGAAUCCAAAAGAUCAAGAUGAAUUUGAGAGCAUAGACCAGUUGGAAAUGGAUAUAGCAACCACACAAAGUCUUGAUGAAGGGAAUGUGACUGUGAAAAGAAAAAAGAAGGGAAAAAAACCCAAGAAGGCAGCAGUUGACGUUGAAUUCUCCAGCAGAAUGGAUGCAGGACCAACAGAAAAGCUUGCUAAAGUAAAUGUAAAUACCAAGGUUCUAGAGACUAGAGAUGAAGUGCCAAACAUGGGCCUGACUCAAAUGGAUACAGGGUCAGCAGAUAAUGUUGCUGAAGGGAAUGCGACUAUCGAGAAUCCAAAAGAUCAAGAUGAAUUUCGGAUCAUAGACCAGGCAAAAGUGGAUACAGGACCUACACAACCUCUUGCUGAUGGGAAUGUGACCGUGAAAAGAAAAAAAAGGCGAAAAAAAACCAAGAAGGCAAAAGUUCAGGGUGAAUUCUACGGCAGAAAGGAUGCAGGAGCAACAGCAAAUCUUGCUGAAGUAAAUGUAAAUGUCAGGAUUCCAGAAACUAGAGAUGAAGUGCACAACAUGGGCUUGACUCAAAUUGAUACAGGGUCAACAGAUAAUGUUGCUGAAGGGAAUGUGACUAUUGAGAAUCCAAAAGAUCAGGAUGAAUUUCAGAUCGUAGACCAGGCAAAAGUGGAUACAGGACCUACACAAAAUCUUUCUGAUGGGAAUGUGACUGUGAAAAGAAAAAAGAGGCGAAAAAAAACCAAGAAGGUACCAGAGACUAGAGAUGAAGUGCCAAAUGUGUGCUCAACUCAAAUGGAUACAGGUUCAACAGAUAAUGUUGCUGAAGGGAAUGUGACUAUCGAGAAUCCGAAAGAUCAAGAUGAAUUUCAGAUCAUAGACCAGGCAAAAGUGGAUUCAGGACCUACACAAAAUCUUGCUGAAGGGAAUGUGACUGUGAAAAGAAAGAAGAGGCGAAAAAAAAAUAAGAAGGCAAAAGGUCAUGCUGAGGGGAGGAGUGCAAUCCCAUGUCUUAAAAUGGCUCCUAUUGUUUCAUUUAGUAAAAAACUUAUUGUCCUUGAUAUAAAUGGUCUGCUUGCAGACGUAGUAUUCCCAGCACCAAAGCAUUAUACAGGGGAUAUCAAAGUAUUUGGACGAGCAGUUUUCAGGAGACCCUUCUGUGAUGAUUUUCUGAAGUUCUGUUUCCAGAACUUUAAUGUGGGCAUAUGGUCAUCAAGAUCCAAGAAAAUUAUUGAUAAAGUUGUGAGUUAUUUACUGGGAGAUCAAAAUGACAAGUUGCUAUUUUGUUGGGAUAUGACACAUUGUACAAAAACAGGGUUCAACACUCUUGAAAAUCGUCAUAAGCCCUUGGUCUGCAAGGAGCUGAGGAAAAUUUGGGAAAAGGAUGAUCAUAGUUUGCCCUGGAAAAAGGGAGAUUUUAACGAAUCAAACACGUUGUUGCUGGAUGAUUCUCCUUACAAGGCCUUGCUAAAUCCUUUGCAUACAACAAUAUCUCCCCAUCCAUACCAGUACUCUGACAGCAAUGAUAAUUCAUUAGGUCCCGGAGGCGAUCUUCGAGUUUAUUUGGAAGGUCUGGCAGCAGCUGAAAAUGUGCAGAAAUAUGUGGAGCAACACCCAUUUGGCCAAAGCCCUAUAGGUGAACAAGACAUUUCUUGGGAAUUCUACCAAAGGGUACUUCAACAGAUGUCCAACCACAAAACUUCGCAAUCCACUGUUAGUUGAGGCUUAAAUUAGCUCAAGUGGCUUUUGGCGUAGGAUGCUGUUCUCCUUUUGUAAUAGGAGUUUUGUGUAGUGAAGCCCAGAUCAUUACGCCUCUUGUGCGCGUCGGUAUCCGAUGAGGAAUUUUCCUACCGUUAUAACUACGGCAGCCGUGCACCGGAGCUUCGGUUGCCCGGCUCCCAGGUAGCAUUCCACCUUGGUUUGGUAUGAAGUUAGAAAGGGUAUUUUUGUAACUUUUACCGCAAAAUAUUGUCAUUAGAUACUAUCACGAUUAGGGUUGUAUACGAACCGAGCCGAGCCGAAUAGCUCCAGGCUCGGGCUCGGUUCGUGAAGAUUUGGUUGGGCUCGAGCUCGAAUUCGAGCCUAAAAAUGAGCUCGAGUUCGGCUCGCUUAUAUAAUACCAAGCUCGAGUUUGGUUCGAAUUCGGCUCGUUAAUUAUUCGUUUAUCUCGAGCUCGAGCUCGGCUCGUUAAUUAUUCGUUUAUCUCGAGCUCGGCUAGAAUUUCAAGCUCGAAUUCGAGCUCGGUUCAAAUUAUUUAUAUAUUAAGGUUUCAUUAAAAUAAAAAUUCAUAUUUGUUCAUAUA